Rubroshorea leprosula is the source of this 1049-nucleotide messenger RNA. The record is from the annotation of a GenBank genome assembly. NCBI's taxonomy places the organism in Eukaryota, Viridiplantae, Streptophyta, Magnoliopsida, Malvales, Dipterocarpaceae.
AUGGGAUUUUCUUGGCCUUCCUCUUUUUCUCUCUUUUUGCAAUUGUUCCUACUACCAAGUAGAGAGAGAGAAAGAGGACACUUUUGGAACGUUUAAGAGACCAAAUUCUCAAGAUGGGUGCUUGUGCUAGUGUUCCAAAGAGCAUGAGGGACCAGGAUGCCGACAUCCCAGCUCCCGAACCUGUCAAGGAGGAGGCCGUCGCAGCUGAGCAGCAGACCACCAAGGAAUUAGAAAACAAGGCUGGCGGUGAACAACAGUGUCUUGGUUCUUCUCUCGAUAUGCCGGAAUCAAAGGAAACUGAAGAAAAGGAGGAAAAACCAGCCGGGCAGCCAGAACCAGAGGAAACCGGAGAAAAGGAGGAGAAAGUAACCGGGCAAUCGGAAGCAAUAGAAACUGGGGAAAAGGAGGAAAAACCAGCCGUGCAGCCGGAACCAAAGAAAACUGAAGAAAAGGAGGAAAAACCAGCAGCAGUCGAGGUUGAGAAACCAACCGCAGUUGAGGUUGAGAAACCAGCAGCAGUCGAGGUUGAGAAACCAACCGUUGUCGAGGUUGAGAGACCAGCAACAGUGGAGGUUGAGAAACCGACCGCAGUUGAGGUGGAGAUUGAGAAACCAGCGGUGGUUGAGGUUGAGAACCCUAGCCAAGUGGUUGCCGCCGAGCUAAAGAAGGAAGAACCAGAGAUUAUUGUGGUGGCACCGGAAGUGGUAGCAGCCGGCGAGCUAAAGAAGGAAGAACCAGAGAUAAUUGUGGCGUCGGAAGUGGUAGCAACCGCCGAACCAGAGGAGAUUGUUGUGUCUGUUGAGAAGAAGACAGAAGAGCAGAAGGAAAAAAAUUGAGGGUGUUGUAAGGGCUAGCAUCAGAUCAGAAGCAGCUUUAUAUUGCUGGGAAAAUUAAUUGAGGAUUCUCAUAGUUUAAUUCCUGUUUGACCCUUUUGCAUUUUUUUUUUUUGUAGUUUUUCCAUAUAUAUGUUUGCAAAUGUCUCACUGGAUGGAGAAUUCCACUAUAUAUUAAUUCAAUUUUGAUGUUUUUUAUAAAUAUCUUAGACUAGU